GGGAAAAUUAUGGGGUGGUGGGGUGCAUUGGGUUACUUUUAAAUAAUAUCCUUGGCCGUCAAAAAAACCCAAAACUAAACAAAAAAAGUCGACACUAAAAUCAGUCUUCCUUAAAUUACAAUGUAACCAGAAAUUGCAAUAAAAACAUGUCAACGAGAAGAGAAAAGAGUUCAGGAGGGGCAAGAACAGAAAAAACUGUGACUUGGUAAGGAGUAAAGAUGACUGCUACAGAGCCACAGGAACAACCACAGAGGGUAAAACCAUGCAGGAUCAGAGCCCUCUUCAAUAAUAUCAAGUUCUUUGUACUGUGCCAUGGAAUGCUGCAGCUUGCUUUGCUGUUGGUGUCUGGCUAUCUGAAGGGCUCCAUAUCCACCAUCGAGAAAAGAUAUGGCUUCUCUAGUCAGAAGUCUGGAUUGGUGGCCUCAUUUAAUGAGGUGGGAAACACAGUUCUUAUAGUGUUUGUGAGCUUCUUUGGGAGCCGUGUACACAGACCCAGGUGCAUUGGGAUUGGAGCACUGAUAGCAAGUAUGGCUGCAUUUCUGAUAGCGCUGCCCCACUUCAUCAGCGGAGAGUAUGAGUACACUGAUGACAUAAGCAGGCCCAACGAAAAUGUCACGGGUCUUUGCCUGACAGAAAGCGAACGUCCUUCAUCCAAUCAGACAUGCUCUAAAAAGGAGGGUAACGGCCACAAUGACGUUUUCUACAUACUCCUCCUGGGUCAGCUGCUUUUAGGCAUCGGCUGUGUUCCUGUACAACCCUUUGGGAUUUCCUACAUAGACGAUUACGCGAAUAAGAAAAACUCGCCUUUCUAUGUUGGGAUACUGUUUGCGUUAACUGUGAUUGGACCAGCGCUUGGUUACUUAAUGGGGUCAUUCCUACUCCGCUUCUACGUUGACUUCAAUACAGUUUAUCCAGUUGAAAUGAGCAGAGAAGACCCCAGAUGGGUUGGGGCUUGGUGGCUGGGAUUUCUGCUAGCUGGCACCUUGCUCUUCCUUACAUCUCUUCCCUACCUGUUCUUUCCAAGAAGCAUGAAAACAGAGGAAAAAUCUAACACCCAAAUGGAGCCCACAUCAGAGAAGCUCAUGCAAGAGGAAAAGAAGGCGGCUCAGUCAGAUCCGAUGAAUGAACUUUCACUCACCCAGUUCCUCAAAAAUUUUCCGCACAUCAUGUGGAGAACUCUGAGAAACCCCAUCUUCCUUUUGGUGGUGCUGGCUCAGGUGAACCUAGCUGCAAUGGUUGCUGGAUUGGCCACCUUCAUGCCUAAAUUUAUUGAGAGACAGUUCUCGAAAACAGCCUCCUUCUCUAACAUUAUGAUUGGUGGUUUCAGUAUUCCAUCAGCAAUGUGUGGCAUCAUGGCUGGAGGCAUGAUCCUGCGCAGACUGAAUCUCUCUAUCAGAGCCUCAGCAGCUAUGUGCACCGCCGCUGUGCUGGUGGCUAUUAUUUUCGCCAUGCCACUUCUCUUCUUCGGGUGUCAGACGCAGAGAAUUGCUGGAGUCUUCCCUGCUAACAAUGAAAACCUCCCGCAGUGCAGUCCAGCCUGUUCCUGCUCCAAUCAGGCCUACAAUCCAGUGUGUAGCUCUGAUCUCAUUGAGUACCGCUCUCCAUGUCACGCAGGCUGCAAAGUUGCAAUCAAAGGGACAGGUCUGAAAAUCCUGAACUACACAGAUUGCUGUCUGACGCCUUCAGGCUAUGCAGUACCAGGAACAUGCGGGAGCGGCUGCUCCCAUCUUAUCGUUCCUUUUAUGAUCUUCUCCUCUCUUACAUGCUUCUUGGCAUCACUCUCCCAGACUCCAUCCUUUAUGAUGAUUCUCAGGUCUGUGACCCCAGAGGACAAAUCCCUCGCUCUGGGAAUCCAGUUCAUGCUCUUCAGAGUGCUCGCAUUUCUACCUGCUCCUGUCCUGUAUGGAAGUGCCAUUGAUUCAACCUGUAUUCUGUGGGGAGAAAAGUGUGACAAGAACACGUCGUGUUUGUACUACGACUUAGAUCUUUUCAGAACACGAUUUCUGGGACUGCAGACGUUUUUCAUCUUCGGAGGUCUGAUGUUUUUCGUUCUCUCCUAUGUGGUUCUGAGGCGAUCAUCUUCAGCCCAGCCGGAGCAAACAGAACAAAUAAACUGCUCAGAGAAACCAGAGAAAGAGCAGCUGAGCCAGUCGAAUGGACAGUAUGAGAAAGUGUGAGUGCUGAGAGAGUCUGUGUGGGACUGCUGUGAGUAAAGGUUUUAGAUCCAUUCUGCAUUGUAUUCAACUCCCUAAAAUGUGGAAGCCUUAGGCGUCUCCCGUGAUGUGAACUGCACAUGCUACUGUUGUGCCACACUGUGCUUGCAUCUGUGAAAACAUUGAACCAGAAGUGAAUUCACACUGUGAGGUCAGCACAUGUUCUUCGGGAAUGUCUGUUUUAAAUCUUUUAGGUUUGCAGUUGUUGCAAAAUCAAAGAGGAAUGGUUUGGAAUAACCACAUAUAGGUUUGUGUACAAAGUGCAUUAUUAGUAAAUAUGUGUGAAUAGUGCUGUUAACUUCUGUUGAAUUACAUAUUCCCUGCUAGAAAUGUGACAUAAGCAAUGUUGUUGGUGGUGAAGUUGUGUUAAAGUAUAUCGUCGCUGUCUAAUGGAAAACAAGUGCCUCCUAAACAGCAACUUUACAGGAGAGAGAUAAAACUUUCUAAACUUUCAGUGGUAGUCAAUGUAAAAAAAAAAAUUCAGGAAGUUUAGAAGAAAUUCUAUGAUUCCUAUAUCAGGAAAUGAUAAAACAGUGAAAGAAACAGUUGGUUGGUUGAAAUUAUGUAGAAAUCUAAAAAUCUCCAAAAAUGGAGAUGCUUGUUUUUCAUUGGACAGCAACGAUAUAUACCUUUGGGCAAAAUUAUACAGCCAAAUUUUAUAUUCAAAUAUUAUAUUUCUUCAUGUUGGUUGUAAUUUUGAUCAUAUCAGUAUCAAUGUGAACAGUAUAAUCGAAAUGUGUUUAAAAAUCAAACUAAAAUGCUGAAACAUUUUAUAAUGUGAUCGAUGGGUAUAGAUUUUUUUCCAGCUCUAAUAUACAUAUAUACAGUACUGUGCAAAAGUAUUAGGCACUCACAAAUGUUUACAGUUAUUGGUAUUAGCAGUAAGUAUUGUAGAGUAGUGAGAAGUCAGAAUGUGUUUUUUUUUUAUCAGUAUAGUUAUAAAGUUAGUGAGUUAGAAGAACACAGUUUUGCUUCCUGGCCUCUCUGUGAACAGCUCCACUUUUAAUUCACUUUAAUGAGGAAGUAAUGCAAAAAUAUAUAUAUAAGCACAGUAUAAACACGGUGCUUCUUAAAGGUGAGCAAUGGAAAAAUGGUUAAAUAAUAUAUUUUAACUAUAAUUACAGAAUGGUGUUGUUUAUUGGUUUGUCUGUAUUGUAUCCCUUUUUUAAAUACUCACUGCUUCAAAUAUUUGAGACAGGACAUUUUUUGAGAAGACGCACUUUUGUUUCUUCAAAAAUGGUUUAGAAAUGAGGUCACACCCGAGUGGUUGGUGUUCCAGUUAAACAUUAUAUAUAUUAUUAAACAUUAUAUAACAGUUUACCACAACAGGUUUUACAGUUAUUUAUCAAUGUUUUUGUCAAAUCCAACCAAAUCAUAGUUUUUUGUGUCCCAGGUUAUCACUGUUAGCAUUGUCCUGUGUUAGGGAUUACUGUUAGCAAUAUCAGUUGAUAACAAUACAAUCUGCAGUAUUUUGCACAUCUAAACACUAUGAAAACAUGCCUACAGAUACAGGUUAGACAGUACUGUAUGUAUGACGGACUUAAUGAAACACAAAUGCAUAGAAGUGCUAAAAAUCAGUGUAAAACUACUGCUUUACAGCCAUUCUUGGACUGUAAAGCUCGAACUCAGGGUUUGUUCUGAGUUUUGACUUUCUAAGCAGGAAAUUCAACCUGUAGAAUUGGAUGAGUUGAAAUGUAAUCCUUAAAAAAUAGAAACUUCCCAUAUUUAGAUAUGAAUGGUAUGCAGGAAAGAGCAUAAUGUCCAAAUAAAUAGUUUAAUUUCCUUAAAUGCCUAAGACUUUUGCAGUACAGCAGUGUAUGUAUACACUUUUUACCUAUCCUCUUUUUAUAUCUUUUUAUAUUUUUAUACACAUAUUCUUUGUUCAGCUUUAAGCUAACUGUAAAUAGAUAUUUUUUGAUAAUUUGUAAUAAGCUCUUUGUCUGUAUGUGUGUUAAACAUUUCCAGUUGUUUGGGAAAAAAAAGCUAGUUGAGUUUAUAUUAAUCCAGAAUCACUUGUCAGCAUCAGCUGCUGAUAUGAAAUCUCAUUUUAACCCGACAUAUAUUCAUAACAUGUCAAGCAUGUUGUUUUCAGCCUGUAUACAAAAAUGUGAAGUGAUAUCUUUGUUUAAACAAAGUUUUAUCCAGUGGCGUGGGGGUUGUGUGUGUGCUUUGGACACAGUCUGAUCGACAGUUGUUCUGUAUAAUUAACCUUUUUUUUUAUGAAAUGUUAUAUAUGAAAACAUUUUAUGUAGUGCACAGCUUUUGCUCACACUUCCAAGAAAUGGUUUAAACAAGAAUGAGCUGUUAAAAUAGAGCAUGCUCAUCGUUUGGCAGAAGUGCAUGUUUUUCUCAAGACAAACCAAAUAAUAAAUUAAUCAGAGGAUGAUCUUCUGUAGCUUUACAGCAAAAACAAAAUAGCCUGGCCUUAAGAUAAAAUCACAUAAAUACAAUAAAAGACCAUUUCAGUAUGCUAAUCUUAACAUAACCUUAUCACUUACCCUAUCCAUAAUUCUACCCUCUAGAAACUCUUUUCUGUCCAUUAAAUCCUUUUUUAGAAGCUUUAUACUGGAGAAAAGUAGCAUAAAUAGUGAGUGACACUGUUUUCUCAAUUCUUCUUCAAGUACAUGGCAGACAGGUUGUAGCUAUAGUGUAAACCACACAAUAUAAAAUAUGUGCACAUUUUAUGAGACGCUUCUGAAGAGAACAAAUAAAGCAGAUGUUUAAAGAGCAGUUCUUUGCAGUGAGGCCACAAAACAUUCCUUGCCAGGGUGCUCAUUCCUUAUCAUAGAUACCGACUGCCCUGAAACGUUCAGAUCCCACAUAUUUGACUCUAAUAUUCAUACAUCCCCUGCAGGCCUUCAUCUGGAACAGUUGUGAAAUCUUCAGGUCCUACACCACUCAAUCUUGUAUGUCCAAGCCAAGAAUCAGUCAAUAUCUUUUAUUUUUCAAUAGGUUAUGUAACAGGACCAUAAACAAACUUGGAUAAGGAUAUGUUAUAACGUGCCAAAAGUAGUAAGAUUGUAACGUCUCUAUUGUGCUCAAUGAGGCUUAGAACAAAGGUCUGUGAAAGUGGGAGUGAGGCAGCUACGAUAAACACAAAACCACAGCGUUUUUUUUUCUUUGAUUUUCUAAACUGCUGGCCUCAUUUACAUUGAUAUGCUUGUAUACAGUAUUUCACAAUGUGUUUGGGACCAGACUUUGAUUCUUGCACUUUUAUGACCUUUUCAGUUGUUUUCUAGUUUCAUACAAAGGAGGAAAAAUCUAUGUGGUAACUUUGUGGAGAGAUUUCAUGUAUGUAUUUACUAAAGCCGAUUUUUCUGUGUUUAACCAUGUUGGUGGAACAGUUAUAUAAUCUUUAAUGAAAUGUAUGAUGAAUA
Molecule: messenger RNA, 5590 nt
Organism: Astyanax mexicanus (Mexican tetra)
Lineage: Eukaryota; Metazoa; Chordata; Actinopteri; Characiformes; Acestrorhamphidae
Gene: slco2b1
Product: solute carrier organic anion transporter family, member 2B1
Exons: 15
Coding region: 219-2177 (652 amino acids)
Biological process (GO): bile acid and bile salt transport; transmembrane transport; sodium-independent organic anion transport
Cellular component (GO): membrane
Molecular function (GO): protein binding; bile acid transmembrane transporter activity
Source: RefSeq, a predicted model, not a curated record